AUGGCUCCUGCUGCUGCAACUUCAGCCGUGUUCGCGGCGGCCUCGACUGUCCCUUGCCUUGCUGGUCCGUCGCAGGCCACCUCCUGCAGACCGUCGCAUGCUUCGCCCGUCGUCGCAUGCGGGGUGUCGCUAGCACGAUGCGGCCCGUCUGCCGUAUCGUCCACCCUUGCGACGUCGCACCUUCGCUCCGAGUUCGUCGCCUCGCGAUCGGCGAUCUCUCGCCGGGUCCAAGGCUCCUCCCGAAGCGUCGCUCGUCGCACGCGAUCGUCGCCGGCGACGUCGCCCACGUGCUCGCUGCCGUCGCUGGAGAACACCCCUGCGACGCCCGUAUUUACCAGCGACGGUGCCGUCGCCGCCUUCCCCGCAGCUUCCGGCGUCUAUGCGAUCUACGAUAAAGAAGGCGCGCUGCAGUACAUGGGGCUGUCGCGGCGGCUGGCGGCGAGCCUGCAGGCGCACGCGGAGGACCUGCCUGAGAUGUGCGGCGCUGUCAAGCUCGCGGUGGUAGCGGCGACAAACAAAGAGGCCCUGGUGGAGGCGUGGAAGGCGUGGAUGCAGGAGCACGUGGCAGGCACGGGCAAGGUGCCUCCCGGCAACGAGAGUGGCAACAGCACGUGGACCACGCGCCGUGUGAAGCGCGUCAAGCCCGACCUGCGUAUCGUGCCGGGUCCCCACGUCAAGCUCACCAUUCCCCUCAGCGAGCUGAUUGAGAAGCUGGUGAAGGAGAACCGGGUGGUUGCAUUCAUCAAAGGCACUCGCACAUCCCCGCAGUGUGGCUUCUCGCACCGGGUGCUGACGCUGCUGAACGAGGCGCGGGUGGACUUUGAGACACUCAAUGUGUUGGACGAGGAUCACAACCCGGGCAUCCGCGAGGGCAUCAAGGAGUACAGCCAAUGGCCCACCAUCCCGCAGGUAUUCGUGAACGGGGAGUUCAUCGGGGGUGCGGACAUUCUGGAGGAGAUGGCCCAGUCUGGAGAGCUCAAGGAGGCGAUGGCGACGCCGCAGCAACAGACGGCCACUGCUGCCACUGGAGGUUCCGCCUAG
Molecule: messenger RNA, 1041 nt
Organism: Closterium sp. Naga37s-1
Lineage: Eukaryota; Viridiplantae; Streptophyta; Zygnematophyceae; Desmidiales; Closteriaceae
Source: the annotation of a GenBank genome assembly